AUGGACAUCGACCCUGUCCCCGGGCCCGAGUCCUCGGGCAUCCCCGACGCGGCCGCUGCCCCUGGUGGCAUACAUGUCGACGCGCAUAUUCAGCUCCGCCAAUCUCCCGCCUAUGUAGUCCCAUUCGGCGGUGAAGCCGGGAAAACUUCGACGCCUCCUGUGGGUCAACCUGCACGUUCGGGAUAUGAGACCUAUGCAGACGAGGUUGAUCCUAAGGAUGAUAACUUGUACGCGCCCUUCGCAUCUCGCGUUGAUUGGGAGAUUGCCCAGUGGGCGAAACUGCGUGGAUUGGGGUCGACGGCUUUCUCUGAUCUGCUCGCUAUAGAAGAGGUUCGCGAACGACUGGGUCUGUCAUACAAGAACGCGGAUGAGCUCAACAAGAUUAUCGACAACAAGCUGCCGAAUCGUCGGCCAGCGUUCCAUCGUUUUGAAGCUUGUGUAGGCGACGAACAAUUCGCGAUGUUCUGUCGUGACAUCUUAGAAUGUAUUGCUGCUCUCUACGGUGAUACUGAGCAUGCGCGGUACAUAUGUGUUGCUCCCGAGCGCCACUAUGCCGACGCCGACUGUACCAUCCGCCUGUACCAUGAUCUACAUACGGGACAGUGGUGGUGGGCAACUCAGAAGCAUCUGGAGAGCGAGAUGCCAGGAGCGACAAUCAUCCCAGUCAUCUUAUCAUCAGACAAAACCCAGCUGACAUCGUUCCGCAACAAGACUGCGUACCCAGUCUACCUUACGAUUGGGAAUCUGCCGAAGGAGAUUCGAAGGAAACCAUCGCACCGAGGACAGAUUCUCCUCGCAUACCUCCCAACCAGCCGGCUCGAGCACAUCAAGAAUAAGGCAGCUCGCCGCAGGACCCUCGCGAACCUCUUCCACGCCUGCAUGUCGAUGGCGACUGAGCCUCUCCGUGUCGCUGGCGUUGACGGUGUCCCUAUGGCAAGCGGAGAUGGUAUUGUCCGGCGCUGCCACCCGAUCUUGGUGAUCUACGUUGGCGACUAUCCGGAACAGGUCCUCGUGACGGGGACCUACACUGGAGAUUGUCCAAUCUGCAAAUGCCCUCACGACGAACUUGGUACAUACCCUUGCCCAUACGACUAUCGCAAUCUCGACGAAGCGCUGGAUGCACUCGCUUUCGCGGGGACUGGUGAAUACAACCGUGCUUGUGAUGACGCCGGCAUCAAGCCAAUCCAACACCCGUUCUGGGAAGGCCUACCGUACGUCGAUAUAUACCGCGCAAUCACGCCCGAUAUUCUUCAUCAGUUACAUCAAGGCAUCAUCAAGCACCUCCUGGCGUGGCUGACGGAUAUCGUUGGCGAGCACGAGAUUGACGCGCGAGUCAAACGUCUUCCCCCGAACCACAGCAUUCAUAUCUUCCAGAAAGGCAUCUCUGGUCUGACGCGCGUGACAGGAACCGAGCACAAGCAAAUCGCUCGGUUCAUUCUUGGACUUGUCAUCGACGUACGUCUGCCGCACGGCGAGUCAACGGAGGAUUUGGUCAGCGCAACAAAGUCCCUCCUCGACUUCCUAUACAUGGCUCAGUAUUCGGUCCAUUCGAGCACGACGCUCGACGCGCUUGAACGCACACUAUCUGACUUCCAUACGAAGAAGUCUAUCUUCGUCAGCCUCGGUGCGCGUGGCAACUUCCUCAUCCCAAAGCUCCAUAUGCUUCUUCAUUAUGUUCGCGCGAUCAAGCUCUACGGUACGACCGAUAACUACAACACCGAAGCAACAGAACGCCUUCAUAUCGACUUCGCAAAAGAAGCCUAUCGCUCGACCAACCAUAAGAACGAAUUCCCCCAAAUGACAAAAUGGCUCGAGCGCCGCGAAAAGGUCUUGCAGCAUGCGCAGUACGUCAAAUGGCGCAUUCUCCACGCGGAAGCUCAAGCAGACCCUCGUCGUACGGAACCUGAGCCCGCCGCUGCCGAUGAAAAAACACGCUGGCGGCCACCCGAUAUGGCGUGUCCGUUGUAUCACCACAUGACAAAGUGGCCUACCCGCAACGCUGUACCUAUCACCGAGCUUGUGGCUCCUUCGGGGUACGGCGCGACGCACCUCAUGCCGGCUCUGGCUCGUUUUGUAGUGGAGUUGAAUGCACCGACAUUGACGAAGAACGAGGUUGAACGGCGAGCUGCCAAUCUCACAUUCCCUUUCCAGGCCCUCCCGGUGUACCACAAGAUCAAAUUCCGCAAUAUGGAGUACUACGGCAAUGAAACCCUCGAUUCAAUUCAUGCACAGCCCCUACGAGUAGGGUCACAUGGCAAUGUUCUCGCUCAUCCACGCUUCGACACAGCACUUGUUCGUGUUCAGCGCGAUACUGGUCAGCCUCGCGCUCGUUUACAGGAUACACGCAUUGGACAAGUGCGAGCGGUCUUUUCGUUGCCACAAAAAUACCUGCUACGGCUCUUCCCGACACUCACUCAAGUCCCACGGCAUCUAGUGUACAUCGAAUGGUUCUCGAAAUUCACGGCUGAACCUGACCCACGAUAUCAAAUGUACAAAGUACAGAGAUUGACGGGUAACGCGAAGAUAGCAUCUGUUGUACCACUUACUCUACUUGAGCGCAGCGUACACCUCUUUCCAAAGUGGGGCGGACCUGUUCCGAAUGCCUGGCAAAGCACGAACGUUUUGGACGAAUGUACGGCCUUCUAUCUUAAUCCGACAAAGGACUCACAUAGCUACUAUAACCUGUAUUAG
Molecule: messenger RNA, 2691 nt
Organism: Fomitopsis serialis
Lineage: Eukaryota; Fungi; Basidiomycota; Agaricomycetes; Polyporales; Fomitopsidaceae
Exons: 4
Coding region: 1-2691 (896 amino acids)
Source: RefSeq, a predicted model, not a curated record